Messenger RNA from Eurytemora carolleeae, 2443 nucleotides. RefSeq lists its product as uncharacterized. The transcript is spliced from 13 exons. NCBI's taxonomy places the organism in Eukaryota, Metazoa, Arthropoda, Copepoda, Calanoida, Temoridae. The record is from RefSeq and is a predicted model, not a curated record. Bases 466 to 2364 code for a protein of 632 amino acids.
AAAUACGGAUUCAUGUUUUUAAUUUUCAUUGAAGCACAAUUUGUUUUAUGACAAGUUCACUUCAUUAUCUGAAAUCCUUUAAAUCCUAAGAGUAAAAAUUCAAGGUGUCAACAGGUUGUGGGCGCCUCCUGCACCAGGCAUAGAGUCAUUUUUCUUCAAGCUAAUUCUUAUCUCACACUUACUCACUAUACUUGCAUUCAUUUCUAUUUGUACUCGGUAUCUUUAAUGUGUUAUCUUAUCUAUCUAUCUAUCUAUCUAUCUAUCUAUCUAUCUAUCUAUCUAUCUAUCUAUCUAUCUCUCUAUCUAUCUAUCUAUCUAUCUAUCUAUCUAUCUACUCACAAAGUUAGUGUUAAGAAUGAGGCCUAUCGGUUAGGAGUGAAUUUGAUCUUGAAUUCAUGAAACAAGGAAUUAUUUUCUGAGUUCUGAGUCUGUAUCUCUGUACAACGUAUAGGACCCGGAGCAAGGAUGAAUUCUUUCCAAGUUCUUAUUCUUCUCCUAACUUCUCAAAGUGAAUUUGUAUCGGGAGAACGAAGUUUUAGAAUGGUAAAUUCAACCCUAACUCAGGUUUACGAGAUCGGAGCUGUCGGAGAGCUAUCCUGCUCCAGUUCUUCAGGUUGGGAGCUCUGUAGUUGGAGACGAACAGGGGACAAAAAUUGGUGUCACUUGUUGCAUUCUUCCUCAGAAUCUGUGUAUUGUGUUGCUGAUCCUCGUGUUCAAUUUCAGAAGAGUGACGGGUUCGUGUGCAGGAUCAAGAUCUACGGUAUCCAGGAACAGGACGCAGGUUCAUGGAUCUGCAGUCUCAAGGAGGAGGCUCAGGGUCUUCAGUUUCCUCUUCAAACCAUCAUUAAUAUAGAUGUACUUGAUAUCCACAUUACAAGUGGGGUCAUUUCUCCGUUUAAUGUGAAGCUUCAUUCGGAGCAGGUUUCCGGAGACAUCUUCCUAGUCUGUCAAGCACACGGAGAAGGAACUAUUACUCCGGAGAUUAUUUGGUUCGUUAACUCAAUCCAGGUUGAUUCUGAGUAUCCAAAUACUUUUCUACCAGCGGAAAAUACAAUUAUUGAAAGUAAACUGAACCAAACACAAUUUUUACCCGGAGAUAUUGUCAGAUGUCUUCUUCGACAAACUAAUCCUUGGACAGGGAAAGUCGUCUUCGAAAGUGCAGAAACUGCAGUUAUAAAGGAUUUAAGGGUGAAUACCUUUUCCUAUGUUGAAGCUUUAGAAACCUCUGCAGGGUUUAUAGUUCUCGGACUAGUUCUUUUCCUGGCUCUUCUUAUCCUUGUGGUUCUAUUAGUAAGGAAUUCUCUGAAUUCUGGUACCUCCGGGAGCUAUAAGAUCCAAGAGGAGAAGGUCGUAUUUUCUCCAAGUGGUCUAAAACCAGAGGACAAGAUUACGGAAGAGAGUAAUCUUCUAGCUAUAACUACUCAGGGAGAGGAUAAGUAUGUUAGGCUGGUAAAGUUGGACACACAGAGCCCUCUAUUAUUAUACAAAGGCUUAAAGAAUUCAGAAUUACUUAAAAAUGGAGAAAAUCGAGAUUUAAAUGCUCAAUCUGGAACACAAACCAAAAACGGUUCUCUUGCUCCUACAAGAUCUACCAGUUCUCCAAACUUUGCAAGAAUUAACAGAUUUCCAGUUCCUAUAAAUAUUAACGGUUCCUCGGUUUCUAAGAGAUCUAACGAUUCUCCUAUACCGUUUAUAGGAGAUAACUCUCCAAGAUCCAACCUAUCCGUAGCUUCUUCCUUAAUAAGUCAAUCUUAUGCGUAUCCAAUACCUAUUAGAGAAACGGAUUCUCCGGAGUCAUUAAGAUAUAUUCCUCAGGGUCCUUCUAGAGUAGGAGGUUUGAAUAGUAAUUAUUUGCAUUCUAUUCAUCCGUCAGAAUUUCCACUUCCCUAUUAUCCGCCGUCUCCGGAGUUUCAAAACUUUCAUCCAGGUUUUGUUCCUGGGACUUAUUCUCCGGUUUAUCUCUAUCCUACUCACGGAGCUUUAACGUCCUCUCCAAUACAUCCUCUGAACACUCUUCAACAAUAUCCUAGAGAAGCAGAACCUUCUCCACAGUACUCAACCCCUUUACGCCCACAAGAUAUUACUGAAGGUUUAAACGAAAACCCAGAUUUCUCUAAGCUGGGAGAAAACUACAAAAACCCAAGUUUAAGAGAAAAGGAUGAUCUCAUUAAAACUGAACCAAGAACUCAAAUUGGAGAUCAACUAGAUAGUUUAAAAUCAUCUGUUCUUAAUAAGCCUUUUGAUACAACCGGAGAAUUCUCAAUCUAUCCUAAUUCUAACCUAGGAGCUGGAGUACAACUUCAAACUGAACCCGAACCUGAAAACAAAACAGGAAUUAAUUCUUUGAUAGAAACUCAUUUAUAAACAAAUGAAAAUAAACCUAAUUUACAAAUCAUACAUAUAAUAAAAUAUACAACAAACAAAAACUUUUAAAAGUUGGGGC